Molecule: messenger RNA, 2940 nt
Organism: Colletotrichum higginsianum IMI 349063
Lineage: Eukaryota; Fungi; Ascomycota; Sordariomycetes; Glomerellales; Glomerellaceae
Product: RNA-metabolising metallo-beta-lactamase
Exons: 2
Coding region: 1-2940 (979 amino acids)
Biological process (GO): mRNA 3'-end processing by stem-loop binding and cleavage
Cellular component (GO): mRNA cleavage and polyadenylation specificity factor complex
Molecular function (GO): RNA binding
Source: RefSeq, a predicted model, not a curated record
AUGUUUACCUUCUGCCCUCUGCAGGGCGCUCUGUCCGAGUCGGCGGCGUCACAGUCGAUCCUCGAGCUCGAUGGAGGCGUCAAGAUCCUCAUCGAUCUCGGGUGGGACGAGUCCUUUGACGUCGAGAAGCUCCAGGAGCUUGAAAAACAGGUCCCGACACUGUCACUCAUCCUCUUGACGCACGCCACAGCAUCGCAUUUGGCCGCCUUCGCCCAUUGCUGCAAGAACUUUCCCUUGUUCACGCGAAUCCCUGUCUACGCGACGCGACCCGUCAUCGACUUGGGCCGUACUUUGACCCAAGAUCUCUAUGCCUCGACUCCUCUAGCCGCAACCAAGAUACCCCACGGUUCUUUAAACGAAGCCGCCUAUUCCUUUUCUCAACAACCCACGGCAGACAGCGAUUUCCUGCUCCAAGCACCGACCCCCGAAGAAAUCACCCGGUACUUUUCUCUCAUCCAGCCCCUCAAAUACUCGCAGCCACACGAGCCUCUACCGUCGCCCUUCUCCCCGCCGCUCAAUGGACUCAUGAUCACGGCCUACAACGCGGGCCACAGUCUCGGAGGAACGAUAUGGCACAUCCAGCACGGCCUUGAGUCGAUCGUCUACGCCGUCGACUGGAACCAGGCCAAGGAAAACGUGUUUGCUGGAGCAGCUUGGUUAGGCGGUGCGGGAGGCGGCGGCGCCGAAGUCAUCGAACAACUGCGCAAACCGACGGCGCUCGUCUGUAGUAGUCGAGGUGCAGAGAAGGUAGCCCAGGCUGGUGGUCGUGCGAAACGUGAUGAACAGCUGGUCGACAUGAUCAAGACAUGCGUUAGCCGAGGUGGUACUGCCCUUGUCCCGGUAGACUCAAGCGCACGCGUUCUGGAAAUUGCAUAUCUGCUCGAGCAUGCUUGGAGAGUAGACUCGGAAUCGGACAAUAGCAGUCUGAAAUCAGCCAAGCUUUACCUGGCCGGACGGAACAUGUCGAGCACCCUGCGGUAUGCACGAAGCAUGCUGGAAUGGAUGGACGAUAACAUCGUGCGUGAAUUCGAGUCGGUUGCGGAUGGGCAGCGCAGAACGAACGGCGCAGAAGCCAAGAGCAAAGAAGGGGUGCCGUUCGACUUUAGAUAUCUAAAGUUGGUAGAGCGUCGAGCCCAGAUCGAGAAGCUACUUUCCGGGUCCGGCGAUAAUGUCCAGGCGGAGGGUAGAGUCAUUCUCGCUAGCGACGAUACUCUAGAGUGGGGUUUCUCGAAAGACUUGAUCCGUGGGCUCGCGAAGGAUUCCAGGAACCUGGUCAUCUUGACGGACAAGCCGGCGAAAUCGCGCGCUGAACAGCCUUCAAUAGCGAGAACGCUGUGGGAUUGGUGGACUGAGCGCCGAGAUGGCGUUUCGGUUGAACAGUCUAGCAAUGGCAAUAGCAUCGAGCUGGUGUAUGGCGGUGGAAGAGAGCUUGAGGUUCAAGAGGCCAAGAGACAGGCCCUGGAGGGAGAUGAGCUCAACGUUUACCAGCAGUGGCUUGCCACACAACGCCAGCUUCAGGCUACAUUACAGAGUGGCGGCGGCGCAUCAUUGCAAGCGCCCGCAGACGCUGCUGAUGACGUCUCGUCGGAGUCCUCCUCCGACUCGGGCGAGUCCGACAACGAACGGCAGGGCAAAGCCCUCAACAUCUCAACGACCAUGGGCCAAGCGACGCGCAAGAAGGUCGUUCUGACUGACGAAGACCUUGGUAUCAAUAUUCUUACCAAGAAGCGAGGCGCGUACGACUUUGAUGUCAGGGGCAAGAAAGGACGCGAGAAGUCCUUCCCUCUCGUCAUGCGGAGGAGACGCGACGACCAGUUUGGAGACGUUAUCCGGCCCGAAGACUACUUGCGAGCCGAAGAAAAGGAGGAGGAGGCGCAGGAAAAUGUCGAACUGCGAGGAGACGGCGACGACGAUCGACUCGGUAAGAAGCGCAAAUGGGACGAUGGAAACAACAGGGCGUCAAACAAGCGCCAGAACAACCGGGCAGCCUCUGCAGACGACUUGGACGCCAACGCUGCGGGUGAUGACUUGACCGACGAGCUUGACGACGUGGAGGACACGGUCGAGGAGGAGAUACAGGGCCCGUCUAAGUUGUUGGUAUCAAGAGAAAAGGUCAUGGUCAACCUUCGCAUUGGGUUUGUCGACUUCAGCGGACUGCACGACAAGAGGAGUCUGAACAUGCUCAUCCCGUUGAUCCAGCCUAGGAAGCUCAUCUUGGUGGGCGGCACGCCGGAUGAGACGACGGCGCUCGCGACGGACUGCAAAAAGCUCCUGGCACAGCACACGGGAGCCUCGGAGGAGAACGGAAUCGACGUGUACACGCCUGCCAUGGGCACUUGGGUGGAUGCCAGCGUUGAUACGAACGCCUGGGUGGUCAAGCUGGCCGACAACCUCGUCAAGAAGCUCAAGUGGCAGAAUGUCCGCGGGCUGGGUGUCGUGACGGUCACGGGUCAGCUCAUUGCGGAGGCCUUGGCCAAGGAUAAGCUCCCGGAAAAGGACGACGGGGCCAACAAAAGGCAGAAGACGGAGGCAGAAGACGCCGACGUCGACGCCGACGAGGCCGUCAAGGAUGAGCACCAGGAGACACAGGUCGAAAAGGCAGAGGAGGCAGAGGAGAUUGAGGUGGUCCCGACGCUGGACCUCUUGCCCUCCAACAUGGCGUCGGCGGUUCGUUCCGUGGCCCAGCCGCUCCACGUGGGCGACCUGAGGCUCACAGACCUUCGGCGGGCGAUGCAGUCGGCGGGCUACACGGCCGAGUUCCGUGGCGAGGGGACACUGGUCAUCAACGGCGCGGUGGCGGUACGCAAGACAAGCACGGGCAAGGUGGAGGUGGAGAGCGUGGGCAUCGCGGACGCGGCGACGAUGAUGCAGCACCGCAGUACCUUCUAUGAGGUCAAGCGGAUGAUUUACGAUGGCCUGGCAGUCGUGGCCGGGGCAUAA